Messenger RNA from Ostertagia ostertagi, 744 nucleotides. NCBI's taxonomy places the organism in Eukaryota, Metazoa, Nematoda, Chromadorea, Rhabditida, Trichostrongylidae. The record is from the annotation of a GenBank genome assembly.
AUGAAGAUUCAUGAGGGCUUCAAUUCGGCGUAUCAGGAUCAUCAGCUACGCAACGCCCGAAAGUUAAUAUCAAGGACAACAGUAUCGACGGCUACUCUCACUAAUCCAGAGGACACAUUGGUGCAAAGAUACGUCGGUGAAAAACAGGAACCACGCGCUCAUUCACGUUCUACCGAGCUUAUAGAAGCAAAGACAGCGAAACUUACGGAUGCGUGCAUUGUCUCAAGGAACGAAGAAGACGGGGAGAGCGAGUGGGAGGAGGAGGAUUCAUCAAAGUACGUAGUAGGAAACGAGUUCUUGUCCGACCCUUGUAGAAUUGAUCAUGAAUGUACUCCUGGCAAAUAUACUGAAGAAAGAGGCAACCGACAUGUAUACAAGGAGAUGCAGAACAUUAGGCGCGAUCCUACGUGUGCUGGGAAGAAACCGGUUAAAGUCUAUCUCGAUAUGUUGGCAGAACCGUUUGAUGCUGACAAUGAAGAAAUGGAAGAUUCCAUAAGGGCUUCAAUUCGGCGCUCAGGAUAUCAGGCUCGCAGACGAGUCAUAUCAAGAAGCAUUGGUGUGUGGACAAACAGGUCAGUAACAAUGGAUGAAGUCCCUUGGGAAUUUCGUACUCUACGCGACGGCUCCAUUUUCCUCCAUCAUCAUGCGCCUGGACUUCACAUCUAUUUCUCCGUUGCAACAAUUCAGGUUAGACAAAUAGAUCAUCAUUCUGUUUUUUGUGAAUUCAUAUCCAUUUUAGAAGGC